This is a messenger RNA of Perkinsus marinus ATCC 50983, 171 nucleotides long. RefSeq lists its product as hypothetical. The annotation marks the transcript as partial. The transcript has a single exon. NCBI's taxonomy places the organism in Eukaryota, Perkinsozoa, Perkinsida, Perkinsidae. The record is from RefSeq and is a predicted model, not a curated record.
GUAUUCGGCGACUUGAGUCCGACGGGGCUGAGGCGUGACUUACGUUGGGAGUACGGCUCAUUCAAUCGGGGAACUAGGCUCUAUUGCUGGGUUCACAUGUUGCGGGCGGUCCGAGGGUGGCUCCCUACCUACAUCAACAAGACCACAGAGGGCUCUGUUGCAGCCGCUCAG